Messenger RNA from Paramuricea clavata, 1695 nucleotides. Lineage: Eukaryota; Metazoa; Cnidaria; Anthozoa; Malacalcyonacea; Plexauridae. The record is from the annotation of a GenBank genome assembly.
AUGGUUAGAGUACCAGCUCCCAAAACUGCUGGGGAAGUUAGACGUUUUCUGGGAAUGGCCAACACUUGCCACGAAUACAUUCCAGAUUAUGCAACUAUUACAGCACCUCUAAGAAAACUAACCAAGAAAAACAUUGCGUUUAGGUGGGAAAAUAGACAUCAGAAAGAAUUUGAGCAACUGAAAAAGAAACUAACAAGUACCCCAAUUAUGGCAUAUUUCGAUACAAAGAAACGAAGUCUAGUAAUCGUAGAUGGCUCCCCUUAUGGAAUUAGUGCAAUACUAGCACAGAAAGAACAUCACAGCCAGCGGUACAAAAUCCUUUCAUAUGCAAGCAGAGCACUCAGCCCAGUUGAGACAAGAUACUCUCAAACAGAUAUUGAAGGACUUAGCUUAGUAUGGGGAAUUGAGUAUUUUCGAAUGUUCUUGAUUGGAUCAGAAUUCGAUGUGAUAACUGUUCAUAAAGCAUUAGAAUCUAUAUUCAAUAACCCAAGAUCCAGACCACCAGCCCGCAUUGAGAGAUGGAUGAUGCGAUUACAACCAUUCAACUUCAAAGUCAUUUACCGCAAAGGAUCCUUAAACGAAGCUGACUACUUAAGUAGACAUCCAGCUGUUAUUGAGAGAGAACAAAUAACUAGUACAUCAGCAGAAGAAUAUGUGAACUAUGUAACUAACUGUUCAGUUCCAAAGUCAAUGACACUUGACGAGAUUAAAAAAGCAACCCAUAACGAUCCAGUAUUACAAAAAGUUAAGAAAUGUCUGAAAGAGAGAAAAUGGGAUGAGAACGAUCCUGACCUUAAACCGUUCAGAUUUUGCGCCGACGAACGUACGUACAAUGCAUCAGCAGGUAUACUGUUGAAGAACACACGGCUGGUCAUUCCAACAACAUUACAAGAAAGAGCAACAAAAUUAGGUCAUAUCGGGCAUCAGGGAAUUGAGAAAACGAAAAGCCUACUACGCGAAAAGAUCUGGUACCCAAAUAUGGACAAACGAGUGAAAGAAAUGGUAGACAAAUGCAUUCCUUGCCAAGCAGUAGGUCACGGUAAUAACCCGGAGCCAAUGAAAAUAACACCAACCGAAGACAAACCAUGGACUAGUGUAGCAAUCGACUUCUAUGGUCCAGUACCCCGAACUGGUCAAUACCUGCUAGUGGUUAUCGAUACCUACUCAAAAUUCCCAGAGGUAGAAAUAGUCAACUCAACCGAAGUAAAAACUUGCAUACCAAAAUUAGAUACGAUAUUUGCCAGAUAUGGAAUACCAUCAAAAAUAAAAACUGACAAUGGACCCCCAUUUAAUGGGAAAGAAUUUGAAACAUACGCUAAAACCCUUGGUAUUGAAUGGAAAACAAUUACACCACUAUGGCCCCAGGGUACUUCCGUCGUAGAAAGAUUUAUGAAACCAAUUGGAAAACUCUUGAAAACAGCAGAAAUUGAAGGAAAGAAUUGGAAGCAAGAGCUGCAAAGGUUUCUACUUCAAUACCGUUCAACUCCUCAUCUAACUACUAAAGUCGCUCCGUCUGAACUACUUUUUAACAGACAAAUUUGGGGAUACUUACCAGAACUCACAAGGAAAAAAGUAGUUAAUAGACACAAGAGGGCGAAGCAGAAUUUGGAGCAGAAGAAAGAAGAGAACAAAGAGUACUACGACAGAAACAAAAGAACAAAGGAAGCUGGUAUCAAAGUUAACAUCAAAGUUUGA